AUGGAGCAAGCAGCAGAGCGAGAUCAGGCGCGUUGGGAUCAAGUGGACAACAAUUUUGAUCUCCUGUUCGCUCGCAUGGAGGACAUCCUCGGUACACAGAUCAAGUUGGAGGCACAACAAGAUUUGACAAACAAGGUGGUCGAGCAGAUGAUGAAGGACCGGCAGAUCCUGACCAAGCAGAUUGAGAACACCGGGCAAGCAUGGGCGAGGAUGACUUUGGACGCAACGCGUAGACCACAUCGGGAACCACCAAGUCCUACAGCUUCAGAAGCUUCGGCUGACAAUCCCUUCCACCAUGACUAUUCAGGUAUCCCACAUGUUCCCCAUCCCCACCGUCAAGACCGUGAAGCUAUGCAUUCAGGUGCGGCCGGGUCUCACAGAUUCAAGCCAGCAGUACCCAAGCUGUCCUUCCCUCGUUUUGAUGGUGUUAAUCCCACGAUCUGGAAAUCUAAAUGCCAAGAUUAUUUUUCUCUUUACAAUGUAUCUGAUGCUAUGAAGGCCACAUUUGCAUCUCUGUAUAUUGAUGAUAAUGCAGCUAAGUGGUUACAAGUAUACAAGAAACAGCAUGGCCUGGCUAAUUGGCCCACAUUCAUUGCUGCGGUAGAAGAGAAGUUUGGGGCUUCCAAUUACAGGGAUGCCAUGAAGGAGUUAUUGGAGCUCACUCAAACUUCCACAGUGGAGCAAUAUGCUGUUGCCUUUGAGAAUUUGCAGUAUGAGCUGUGUAUGCACAAUGAUGGAUUUGGGGAGUUGUUCUUUGUCUCUCAGUUUGUCAAGGGCCUCAGGUAUGACAUUGGAGCUAUAGUCCAGUCCCAGCUUCCUCAGACCGUGGACAGAGCAAUUUUGCUAGCCAAAGUACAACAACAAGUUCUGGAAAAGGGCAAGACUAGAAAUCAGAAACCUUCUGUUCCUCCUAGGCACCAGUCUUGGGCAGCUAAGCAGGAUUCUAAGUCCAGUACUCCUACCACACAACUGUCCAAGGAAAGACAAAUCCUCACCUACAGGAAAUCCAAAAACCUCUGCUACUAUUGUGGAGACAAAUAUGACCCUGCUCAUGCUGCUAUUUGCUCACAAAGACCCAAAGCUCAGGUCAAUGCACUGGUAGUGAAUGAUCUGGAUCUGCCCUUAUCUGAAGAGGUGAUUGCACAGUUGGAAUUAGAGGACUCUCUCACCAAUGAGUUUGGGCAGUUAUCACUGAAUGCCCUGGCAGGUACGGAUCAUGGUCAGACAUUGAAACUCAGAGCCAUGGUCAAGAACAAAGUUAUGCUCACCCUGGUAGAUAGUGGAAGUACACAUAGUUUUGUCAGCUCCCAAUUCUUGCAGCAGGUGGGCAUCACCCCAAGUCCAAUUGUUCCUACUUCAGUCAAACUGGCUAAUGGGCAAGUACUGAUCUCAGACCACUGGGUUCCACAAAUGUCAUGGUGGUGUGAUGGUUUCACUUUGCAAACGGAUAUGAAAGUGUUGGACAUAGGUGCUUUUGAUGCUAUACUGGGCUUUGAUUGGUUACAGCAUAACAGUCCUACGACUUGUGAUUGGGAGAACAAAACCCUUCAGUUCACAAAAGGAAAUCAUCAGAUCAAGUUGCAGGGCAUUAAAAUGCAGAAUCCUGAGAUUACCCACCUUCCAGCUGAUAGGUUAUACAAAUGGUGGAAGGGCAAUGACAUCUGGGCUUUGGUGAUGCUAGCUCCUGUGGACCAGCCUAGUAAUUCCAAUGUUUGUCCUCAAGUGGCACAGCUGUUGGACAAAUAUCAAGAUGUGUUCCUGGAUCCAAAGACAUUACCUCCUGAGAGAGCUUAUGAUCACACUAUACCAUUACUCCCUACUGCUAUCCCUGUUAAUGCUAGACCUUACAGGUACUCACCUUUACAUAAGGACGAGAUUGAGAGACAAGUCAGAGAAAUGUUGGCUGCUGGGUUGAUCAUUCCAAGUACAAGUCCAUUUGCAUCUCCUGUAUUGUUGAUCCAAAAGAAAGAUGGCAGUUGGAGGUUUUGUGUAGAUUACAGGAGACUGAAUGACAUUACCAUUAAGAACAGAUUUCCUAUGCCUCUCAUUGAAGAAAUCAUUGAAGAAUUGGCUGGUAGUGCUUACUUUACCAAGUUAGACAUGAAAUCUGGUUAUCACCAAGUAAGGAUGAAAAAAGAAGAUGAAUAUAAGACAGCUUUCAAAACACAUCAUGGUCAUUAUCAAUUCAAAGUCAUGCCAUUUGGGUUGACGAAUGCCCCUGCAACCUUCCAAUGCAUCAUGAAUGAAGUGCUGGCCCCUUUUCUCAGAAAAUUUGUUAUGGUCUUCCUACAUGAUAUAUUGAUUUACAAUCCAGAUUUGGAGACCCAUUUGGUUCAGCUGGACCAAGUGCUGUCCACUUUAAGAACCCACCACCUUUACAUGAAGAAAAGCAAAUGCUCUUUUACUCAGUUGCAAGUGGAAUACCUUGGACAUGUUAUUUCUGGUGCAGGAGUUGCUACUGUUGGUGAUAAAAUUGAAGCCAUGCUGAAAUGGCCUGUCCCACAAAAUGUUACUGAUGUGAGAGCUUUUCUGGGGUUAACUGGGUACUACAGAAGAUUUGUGAGGGGAUAUGGCAGCAUUGCUAAACCUUUGACUCAGUUAUUGAAGCACAAACAGUUUCAGUGGUCCUCUGAUGCCCAAGCUGCUUUUGUCCAGUUGAAACAAGCCAUGGUGACUGCACCUGUCCUAGCUUUGCCUAAUUUCAAGGAAAGUUUUAUGGUAGAGACAGAUGCUUCAGACAUAGGAAUUGGAGCUGUGCUUAUGCAGAAGGAUAGACCCAUUGCUUUCUUAAGUAAGGCUCUUGGUGACUCCCACAAGAGCAAGUCUAUAUAUGAGAAGGAGUUUCUGGCAUUUAUAAUGGCUGUAGAGAAGUGGAGACAGUACUUGCAGCUCCAAGAAUUCAUCAUUAAAACAGAUCACUAG
Molecule: messenger RNA, 2922 nt
Organism: Panicum virgatum (switchgrass)
Lineage: Eukaryota; Viridiplantae; Streptophyta; Magnoliopsida; Poales; Poaceae
Exons: 1
Coding region: 1-2922 (973 amino acids)
Source: RefSeq, a predicted model, not a curated record